This is a messenger RNA of Symbiodinium necroappetens, 540 nucleotides long. The record is from the annotation of a GenBank genome assembly. Lineage: Eukaryota; Dinophyceae; Suessiales; Symbiodiniaceae.
AUGUCGAGGAUAUCUACACAGCGAUCGGCACCACCUCCUGCAGCAGGGAGGCGCGGUCGAUUGUUGGAAGUGCAUUUGGAGGAGAUUUUUGUGAACGCAAGAAGCAGUGUUCUGCAGCCCCCACAUCCGGGCAUUGACUGUUGCUACUUCUGUGGAGGCGCUGGCUUAGAGCUCCUACACCAGGCUACGACUUACCGGGGCUUCCAUGCGGAUGACCCUAGGGGCUGCGCGGAGGUCGAUGCUGUAAUUCGGGCCAUGCAGGAAGUGGCUAAUGUCAGCCGCAUUGUCGUCGGGCACACUCCAGACGCGGAGGUUCGCAUUCGAUGCCGAGAGCGAUUGAUUGCUGCCGACUCCGCUUUGAGUCGAUACUACCGCGCCUACGGGAACCGGUAUUGCCCGAUCAAGACGGACGCCCAGCGCCUCGCCAACACGGGAUGCUCAACGCCGGUCUCCGCCGAAUGCGAUGGACAGGCGCAGGGCUCCCCGGCACCCCCAACAGGGUCCCACUUUAAGACACUGCCCCUCCAAACUCCGCGGUGA